AUGGAGAGCAAAGAGGCCAGGGCGUGGCGGCUCCAGCCCAGCCUGGCGCUGGCGACCCUGAGUGCGGCCUUCGGCUCCGCCUUCCAGUAUGGCUACAACAUCGCCGUGGUGAACACGCCACACCAGGUCCUGAAGUCAUUUUAUAACGAAACUUACUUUGAGCGACACGGAAGGUUCAUGGACGAGAAGGCCCUGCUGCUCCUGUGGUCUUGCACUGUGUCUGUGUUUCCUCUGGGUGGCUUGCUGGGGUCGUGGCUUGUUGGCCGGCUGGUGGAUAAAUGUGGCAGGAGGGGGACACUGCUAAUCAACAACAUCUUCGCCAUCGUCCCCGCCAUCCUGAUGGGUGUGAGCAAAGUGGCCCGGGCGUUUGAGCUGAUCAUCUUCUCUCGAGUGCUGCUGGGAGUCUGUGCAGGCAUCUCCUACAGUGCUCUCCCCAUGUACCUGGGAGAACUGGCUCCCAAGCAGCUGCGAGGUGCCCUGGGCACCAUGACAGAGGUGUUCGUCAUCUUCGGCGUCUUCCUGGCGCAGGUCUUCAGCCUCCAGGCCAUCCUGGGCAACGCGGCAGGCUGGCCCGUGCUCCUGGCUGUCACCGGGAUCCCAGCGCUGCUGCAGCUCCUCUCCCUGCCCUUCUUCCCCGAGAGCCCCCGCUACACCCUGAUCCAGAAAGGAGACGAGGACACCGCGCGGCGAGCUCUGCGGAGGCUGAGAGGCCAUGCGGCCAACGUGGAAGCCGAGCUGGACGACAUGCGGGAGGAGGAGCGAGCCGAGCGCGCCGAGGGGCACCUGUCGGUGCUCAACCUGUUCACCUUCCGGCCCCUGCGCUGGCAGCUGGUCUCCAUCAUCGUGCUCAUGGCGGGCCAGCAGCUGUCCGGGAUCAAUGCGAUCAACUACUACGCGGACACCAUCUACACGUCAGCCGGAGUGGCGGCUACUCACUCCCAGUACGUGACGGUGGGGGCCGGCGUGGUCAACAUCGUGAUGACCGUCAUCUCCGCAGUGGCCGUGGAGCGGCUGGGAAGGCGGCUCCUCCUGUUGGUGGGCUACGGCCUCUGCGGCUGUGCCUGCCUGGUGCUGACCGUGGCGCUCCUGUUUCAGAGCAAGGUCGCUGGGCUGUCUUACCUGGGUGUGCUCUGCGUCUUUGCCUACAUCGCGGGACACUCCAUCGGGCCCAGCCCCGUGCCCUCGGUGGUGAGGACAGAGAUCUUCCUGCAGUCCUCCCGGCCAGCUGCCUUCGUAGUGGAUGGGACGGUGCACUGGCUCACCAACUUCGUCAUAGGCUUCGUGUUCCCGUCUGUGCAGGAGGCCAUCGGAGCCUACAGUUUCAUCGUCUUUGCGGGCGUCUGCCUCCUCACCGCCAUUUACAUCUACGUGGUCAUCCCUGAGACCAAGGGGCAGACGUUCGUGCAGAUAAACCGCGUCUUCGCCCGGAGGAACGGGGUGGAGAUCCCGGAGAAGGAAGACGUCGCCAGGGCGGAGCCUCCUGGGCCCUGCACUGCUGGGAAGGGAACUUCCUUUUAA
Molecule: messenger RNA, 1518 nt
Organism: Oryctolagus cuniculus (rabbit)
Lineage: Eukaryota; Metazoa; Chordata; Mammalia; Lagomorpha; Leporidae
Gene: SLC2A7
Product: solute carrier family 2 member 7
Biological process (GO): dehydroascorbic acid transport
Cellular component (GO): plasma membrane
Molecular function (GO): D-glucose transmembrane transporter activity
Source: RefSeq, a predicted model, not a curated record